Messenger RNA from Danio aesculapii, 6194 nucleotides. RefSeq names its product membrane associated guanylate kinase, WW and PDZ domain containing 2b (gene magi2b). The transcript has 23 exons. Lineage: Eukaryota; Metazoa; Chordata; Actinopteri; Cypriniformes; Danionidae. Bases 220 to 4182 code for a protein of 1320 amino acids. The record is from RefSeq and is a predicted model, not a curated record. Gene Ontology annotation, cellular component: cytoplasm; dendrite. Gene Ontology annotation, molecular function: SMAD binding; beta-1 adrenergic receptor binding; signaling receptor complex adaptor activity. Gene Ontology annotation, biological process: signal transduction; receptor clustering.
AGUCAGCGAGCGUGCAGUCGCGCGUGCUCCUCCAUCCAUCCGUCCAUCCAGUGGCGUUUGUGCUGCUGCAGCUCCGCGCAACAUGGACCCUCCGAGCAGCAGCCAGACGCGGACAAUCUGACGCGCCUGCGGGACUCGCGAUAUACGCCACGCGCCGGGGCAGGGAUGAGGUGCAGUCCGGCAGACGCACACUGCUAGGCGAGUCGACGAGCGUCAGCGAUGUCAAAGAGUCUGAAGAAGAAGAACCACUGGACGAACAAAGUCCACGAAGCGCUGCUCGGCAGGAACAAGGAGGGCGAGCUGGGGUUCGACUUGAAAGGGGGCGCCGAGAACGGCAAUUUCCCGUAUUUCGGGGAGGUGAAGCAGGGGAAGGUGGCCAUCCAGAGCGGCAAGCUGUCCCAGGACGAGCUGCUGCUGGAGGUCAACGAUACACCGGUGGCAGGGCUCACCAUCAGGGAUGUGCUGGCCGUCAUCAAGCACUGCAAAGACCCGUUCCGACUAAAGUGCGUGAAGCAAGGAGGUGUUGUGGAUAAAGAUCUCCGCCAUUAUCUCAAUUUACGGUUUCAGAAAGGUUCAGUGGACCACGAACUUCAGCAAAUCAUACGUGACAACCUCUACCUCCGGACUGUGCCGUGUACAACGAGGCAGCCCAAAGAGGGAGAGGUCCCAGGUGUGGACUACAACUUUGUGAGCGUUGAGCGGUUUAUGGAAUUAGAGAAAAGUGGGGCCUUGUUAGAAAGUGGAACGUACGAAGAUAACUUCUAUGGCACGCCAAAGCCUCCUGCCGAACCCACGCCGAUGCUGUUUAAUGUGACGGACCAACUCUUGCCCGGUGCCCGACCAAGUGCAGAGGGGAAGAGGAAGAGAAAUAAGUCCGUCAGUAACAUGGAGAAGGACAGCAUUGAGCCUCCAGAAGAGGAGGAGGAGGACAGUCCGAUCAUCAACGGCAACGGCAUCGCCAUCACACCAGAAUCAAGUGAACAUGAGGACAAAUCCACCGAUGCCUCAGGAGAUGUUCCCGUCCAGCCGUGCCCACCCGAGACCCCCACCCUCACAGCCACAGACGUUCCUGAGGAGGAAGGAGAUUCUCCCAAAUCCCCACAGGACUUGCAGGAGAAUGAUGAUAUGGGCUCUUUGCCAGACAACUGGGAGAUGGCCUACACAGAGAAAGGAGAAGUUUACUUCAUAGAUCACAAUACCAAAACGACGUCAUGGUUGGACCCUCGACUAGCGAAGAAAGCUAAACCUCCAGAGGAGUGUGAGGAAGAUGAACUUCCAUAUGGCUGGGAGAAAAUCGACGACCCUAUUUAUGGCAGUUACUAUGUUGACCACAUUAACAGAAGGACACAGUUUGAGAACCCCGUCCUAGAGGCCAAACGAAGGAUCCAACAGCAGCAGCAAAUGCAAAGUCAAGGUCUAUCGGCGCUGCCAUUGCCCACCAUAUAUAGAGAAAAGCCCCCGUUUACACGUGAUGCCACGCAGCUCAAAGGGACGUUCCUCACGACGGUGCUGCAGAAGAGCAACAUGGGCUUCGGCUUCACCAUUAUCGGUGGUGAUGAGCCGGAUGAGUUUCUGCAGGUCAAGAGCGUCAUUCCUGAAGGACCUGCGGCUCAGGAUAGCAAGAUGGACACAGGUGAUGUGAUCGUCUACAUCAAUGACAUCUGUGUUCUGGGCACCACCCAUGCUGAUGUGGUGAAGCUUUUCCAGUCGGUCCCCAUUGGUCAGAGCGUGACCUUGGUGUUGUGUCGAGGUUACCCGCUCCCAUAUGACCCAGAAGACCCUUCAGCAAGCUCCUCCAUGCCCCCUUUGGGCCUGGUGGAUCACCCGUUGCUGCUUAAUGGAAGGAACAACUAUGAAAAUUAUAUGGAGUACAUGUCUUUGACUGGGCGCUUGGUACCUGAGCAUAGUGAUGGCCUCACCCCGCUUCCCCACCCAGGAGACACCCACCUGGAUGGCUCACAACCUCCAUCCCUGACCACCCCGGGACCCCCACCUGAUGACAGUGUCUCAAUGGCAUCAUCCUCAGGAGCGACAGCCGGGGCUACGGUGGCCCCGGAGCUUCUGAGUCUCACUAUAACCAAAGGUGCAGAGGGUUUUGGCUUUACCAUAGCGGACAGUCCUACAGGGCAGAGAGUUAAACAGGUUCUGGAGCCGCAGGGUUGUCCGGGGUUGUGUGAAGGAGACUUGAUAGUGGAGAUUAAUCAGAAGUGUCUCCAGGGACUGAACCACACACAGGUGGUGCAGCUGCUCAAGGACUGUCCAGUGGGAACAGAGGCUACGCUUGUCAUUCAGAGAGGAACCACAGCAGGCCUCUUUACAGCCUGGGAUCCAACAAAACAGUGGGAUCCUCAAGGAAGUCCUCAGACUGGUUUGUCGGCUUCUUUGCUUACUCAUGGUGCUCCACAUCCUGCACAGACACUCCAUCGCUCCUCUGUUCCCGAUUCAGAGGCCUUCCACUUGGGCAAGCCAGACCCCUACGACCUCUAUGAGAAGUCACGGGCUAUAUAUGAAAGCAGACGUGUGGAGUAUCAGGAGGUGGAGGUGCACCUGCUGCGGGAGAAGACCGGCUUCGGCUUCAGGAUUCUGGGUGGAGACGAGGCGGUGCAGGCUAUUGUGAUUGGAGCAAUCAUCGAGAAUAGCCCGGCAGAGCGGGAUGGCAGGCUGCGUCCCGGAGAUGAGCUGGUCUCUGUUGACAGGAUGCCUGUGGGGGGACGACCACAUCGCUACGUCAUCGACCUCAUGCACGCGGCGGCACGAAACGGACAGGUCACCCUGACGGUCAGGAGGAGAGUUCUGACACAGCAGAGCCAAUCGUGUGAGGAGAACGGUGGUUCAGCCAAUCAGAACAGCUCUCCUCGAGGUCAUGCUGUCUGUCCGGUCAACCUGCCGCCCACCACUGAUGUGGUCAUUCACCGUAAGGAAAGUGAAGGCUUCGGCUUUGUCAUCAUCAGCUCCCUCAACCGUCCAGAGACCACAAACACAAUAACUGUGCCACAUAAGAUCGGCCGCAUCAUCGAGGGCAGUCCGGCCGAUCGCUGUGGGAAGCUGAAGGUUGGCGAUCGCAUUAUGGCUGUCAACUGUCAGUCUAUUAUCAACAUGCCUCACGCAGACAUUGUCAAGCUGAUCAAAGAUGCUGGACUCACUGUCACCCUGCACAUCAUCCCAGAGGAAGACGUAAACGGUGCUCAUUCUGCCCCGACAUCGGAGAAGCAGAGUCCCAUGGUGGCCCAGAAGCACAGCCCACAAACCCAGUCCAGCCCAGCAGCCCAGCAGAGCCCGACCAUGGCUCAUCCCAGCCCUCCAGCGCCUCACCCUAGCCCGGCCACCACACAGCCCAGCCCACUACUGGUGGACCAGAGUCCUGGAGCUCCACACGGCAGCCCUCCGCUCACUCAGGGCAGUGUGUCUGUAAAUCAGGCCGGCCUGGAGAACAUGCAGUCGGGCUCAGCCUUGACUCAGGCUGCUCCGGUUCUGGAUCCAGGCAUGACAGGGAUUCAAACCACGAUCAUCGGAUCAGUGCCGGUGCCGGUACCUCCACAACUCUAUCUUCAUGACACCAGGUCAGAGGUAAAGGCCAGGCAGGAUGUUAAACCUGAUAUUUGCCAAGCUGCUUACACGGACUACAGACAGCCGCCAGUGGACUACAGACAUCCUCCUGUGGCAGAUUACAGGCAGCCGCCGACCAUGGAGUACAGACACCCGCCUGCGCUCAUCGACUACAGACAGCACUCCAUAGCUGACUACAGGCCACAGGACUAUGACUAUUUCACUGUGGAACUGGAGAAAAGUGUGAAGGGAUUUGGCUUCAGUAUCCGCGGAGGAAGGGAAUAUAAGAUGGACCUGUUUGUGUUGAGAUUGGCUGAGGAUGGACCUGCAGUCCGCAACGGCAGAAUGAGGGUUGGAGAUCAGAUUAUUGAAAUUAACGGUGAGAGUACGAGAGACAUGAGUCACGCUCGUGCCAUCGAGCUCAUCAAGGCUGGCGGUCGUCGGGUACGUCUGCUGUUGAAAAGGGGCACAGGACAGGUGCCAGAAUAUGGGAUGGUUCCUACCAACCUUUCCAUGUGCAUGAAAAGUGACACUCUAGCCUCACCCUAUUUCUUCAUAAUGGGACACUCUAAAGACACGACAGUGCCGCCUCCCGGAGUGCUCUCUCUCCAGCCACCCCUGCCUUGUCGGAAGUAGUUUCGCCCCAUUAGAGUGACUCUCACCCCUCGCCGUCACCCGUCAUCUCAUCCAGCCUCGAACCCUGGACUUUCAGUGGCAUUUCUGUGACAGUCUGGACCAAUCACGGCGCCCCUCGUGGUCAGUUUUGUGAGGCUUCGCCCGCGGACAGAAGGGUGGCAGGUCCACCUGUGAGAGCUGUGCUUUGAACAGCCUAAAAACGAAGGAGACGGAUCAUAAAAAGUCUAAAAUAUUGAGAACAGAUGGAGACAUAUCAACCUCAAAUGGAUUAUCGCAUCCAACUUGCUUUUCAUACAGUCGCCAAGUUUGUUUUUCGUGUUUCCGGAUGAUUCAGAUGAACGGCAGCCAAAGACGCGUGGCUCGGCCUCUCGCUGUUUAAUUCUGGAUCCAAAGUGGACACUUCUCACCGGGGAACGAGCCGAACUUUCAACACCUCGCUCUUCCGUCCGAGCACUCGUUGUUUGUUUAUCAUGUAGAGGUUGUUUAUUUUUUGGUAUAUUUUCAAGAGGUUCACACCAAGCCCCUUGCGAUACCAGGGGUCAAAUAUCGCAAAUAUAUGUGUAGCAUGAAAAUGAGAUUUCUGAGGAAACACACAAACUUCUGAGUUGAGAACUUUUCAGUAUUGAGUUUCUUUGUAUGUCCGAUGGGGGAACGAACAUCACACUGGCAGUAAAAAUAAAAAAGGAGGCUGCCAUGAUGGAGAUACAAUGUCACGCCAAACCAUUCAAGGUUCAUUUAUGGGAGCUAAAUGCAUAUCAGUCGCCAAAUCUGCCGCAUGGAUGUAUCCCUUUAGAUCCCGAGACAAUAGUACGGUUUAGUCUUGAUGAAUUCUUCACCCAGCCAAACGUUUGGUUUCAUCGCAGACUGACGUGAAGAAAAAUGGUGGAUGCUUUCAAAGCCUCGGUGCGUCAUUGUCGGCCUCAUUGGCCCUGUACUGUUUGCCACCACUGUGGAUUUGGGGUGCCAUCUUACACCUCACGAGCUUCAUCCCCAUGUCUCUGAUGGCUCCGUAGUUCAUGGAAGCUAAUUAGCAGAGCUAAUUAAAGGAGAAAAUGUUUGCAGGGCAGUUUGGUCUAAGACCAGGAGACAUGCAGUCUUUCACCGUGUCUUAACCAAGUGCGACAUGACUAAUAAUCAGCCUGUUAGCUCAAAAUGCGAAAGCGUAUUUGAUGUGUUUUGUAACAGUCAGCAGGGUCACACUCACAUUAGUGUGGGUCGUUAAAACAUAAAAUCAACAUAAUAUUACUCUAUUUACUUUCUUACACACAAACCUGGUCUGGAUUUGCUUGAUUUUUUGUUACCUUCCGAUUAUCCAGCCUGAUUUCAAGAGGAAACGUAGCUAUUUUACGUUUUGUCAGUUAAGUGGCUAAUUCAUAAUAAUUUGUACGAGUUCAGUCGUACAAAAAUGUACGAUUUUAAAAAAGAAGUAUGACACCCAACCCCGCCCCUAAACCCAACCGUCAUUGAAGGAUAAGCAAAUUGUACUAAAUUGUACGAAUGAGAUCGUAUGAAUUUAAAGGAAUUAAGCUAUGGUCACACUGGGCUUUGUGUGUGCGAAAUUCUGUCGUAUGGUGCUGCGAAAAGGGGCAGGAUUAAACAAGAUGAUUAGACAUUUAAUAAAGCGAGCGAUUGCUCCAUGUUUUAAAUUUCUGUCCAGAGAGGUCAUGUUUUGAUCCUCGAUCGGUCUCACACAGUCGAGUGAUGCGAUUUCACAGGUCAGAGUUCACCAAUCUUGAACUUUUCACCGCAGCAACAUGCAAAACUUGACGCAUGACCCUGCGUUUCCGGUCUGACGCAUUCGCGUGCGUAUGAAAGGAAGUCUAUAGGAGGAAAAGCCCAGUGUGACCGCAGCUUGAGCCAGUAAAUCAAAAAGUUAUCAAUUGCCGUGAGAUUGUGUUGGAUUAUUGGCUGAAAUUGUUAUUAGAUGACCUAAAAAUUGGUCAAAAUCUUGAAAAAUGUAGGAAUUUUCUUGCUGCUUGAUACAGUUGUGUGAUUAUUUAGUUGUUGUUAUU